Lacerta agilis (Sand lizard) is the source of this 779-nucleotide messenger RNA. RefSeq names its product GRB2 related adaptor protein (gene GRAP). Lineage: Eukaryota; Metazoa; Chordata; Lepidosauria; Squamata; Lacertidae. Gene Ontology annotation, molecular function: protein binding. Bases 35 to 688 code for a protein of 217 amino acids. The transcript has 5 exons. The record is from RefSeq and is a predicted model, not a curated record.
CCCCUCCUGGGUCGGAGGAGGACCCAGAGCGAGGAUGGAGGCCGUGGCCUUGUACAACUUCCAGGCUGAUGAGAAAGACGAAUUGCCGUUUAAGAAGGGCGACAUCCUGAAGAUCCUGAACAUGGAAGAUGACCUGAACUGGUACAAAGCAGAACUCUUCGGCACCGAGGGAUUCAUCCCCAAAAACUACAUCAAAAUGAAACCUCACCCGUGGUAUUCCGGAAAGCUGUCCAGGCAAGCAGCUGAGGAGGUUCUCUUGAAACGUGAUUUCCGGGGAGCUUUCCUUAUCCGGGAAAGCGAGAGCAGCCCAGGGGAUUUCUCCAUCUCAGUGAACUAUGGAGACCAAGUGAUGCACUUCAAGGUACUGAGAGAAAAGAAAGGGAAGUACCACCUCUGGGACGAGAAGUUCAACUCCAUGAACGAACUGGUGGAUUUCUACAGAACGACCACCAUCGCCAGGAAAGCACAGGUCUUCCUCAGGGAUCACGCGGAAAUGCAGGAGCCCAAAAAGCCAAAAUUCGUCCAGGCUCAGUUCGACUUCACGGCCAAAAGCCCAUCCGAGCUGAGCUUCUGCCGAGGGGACGUCCUUGAAAUCCUGGACUGCUCUGAUCCCAACUGGUGGAGAGGGAGGAUUGGAGUGAAGACGGGUCUAUUCCCCAGGAACUAUGUCUUCCCACUGCGCAUGUGACCUGCUUCGCCUGCGUUCUCAUGGAGGCUUCUUCUGAAGCAGCCAAUCAAAAUCUCUCUGAAUGGAAGUCCUGUGGAACAUCUAUAGAAUG